Solanum dulcamara is the source of this 2284-nucleotide messenger RNA. RefSeq names its product two-component response regulator-like APRR5. The coding region runs from base 248 to 2050 and encodes 600 amino acids. Lineage: Eukaryota; Viridiplantae; Streptophyta; Magnoliopsida; Solanales; Solanaceae. Gene Ontology annotation, biological process: regulation of flower development; phosphorelay signal transduction system; cytokinin-activated signaling pathway. The record is from RefSeq and is a predicted model, not a curated record. Gene Ontology annotation, cellular component: nucleus. Gene Ontology annotation, molecular function: protein binding. The transcript is spliced from 7 exons.
ACAUAAUCAAAUUUGUGGACCAAAAUGGAGACAACUCAUCCACAAACCAAUGAUGACCCGUCUUUAGAUUUACAUCCCUCAAAUAAUCUUUACCCAAUUUCCACGGCCAAGAAUCAAAGACUGAUUUUUGUUACAAAAACCUCUCCAUUGAGAUCUGUCAAUUAGAUAUUUUUUUCUUCAAGAAAACGAAAAGAGGUUUGUUAUUUGAGAAAAUAUUGGUGACCCAUUUUAGAUUUGGAGGUGUUAAAUGGGUGAAGCAUUGAUGUCAAGUUUAGGAGGAGGAGGAGAUGGUGAAUGUUUGAAUAGUGUUUUGCCAAAAAUGGUGCUUAGGGUUUUAUUGGUUGAAGCUGAUGAUUGUACUCGUCAAAUUAUUGCUGCUUUGCUUCGUAAAUGUAGUUAUAGAGUUGCUGCUGUUCCUGAUGGUUUGAAGGCAUGGGAGACACUAAAGGAAAAGCCUCAUAACAUAGACCUUGUAUUGACUGAGGUAGAGCUGCCGUUGAUAUCUGGAUAUGCACUGCUUACUUUAAUUGUGGAGCAUGACAUGUGCAAAAACAUACCUGUUAUAAUGAUGUCCUCUAAAGAUUCCAUUAGCACAGUCUUGAAAUGCAUGGUUAAAGGAGCAUCCGACUUUCUCAUCAAGCCUGUAAGGAAAAAUGAGCUGAGGAACUUGUGGCAGCAUGUUUGGAGAAGAAAAACCGGUGUUACAGAUAUUAGACAUAAAGAUGAUAUAAAUAUGUGCAACGAUGGAAGACCUGAAGAAUGUGUUGAAAUGGUCGAAAGAUCAUUUAUGCCAGAAAGUAAACCACUAGCAAACAUGACCAGCUCUGGAAUGGGAACUUCUUCCGGCAGUACACCUGACAGCGGAGUUGCUACUGGUUCAGAAGAAGCCACUUUUUGUGCCGAACCAAGGGUUACGGGUAAUGAAGUGCAGCAUGGAUGUCAUAGUGCAAAUACGUGUACUGCUGAUGAAGUUGAUUGCCAGUUGAAUGAACUCUAUUCUGCACCCUGUACUAAAGCUGUUGACUUGAUGAGGAAUUUUGAAAAUUACUUGGCUCAUAGUGAUGGCCAUUCUCAUGACAGCAGAGAGAAAUCAAAUCUCGCUUCCAGGCUGGAUCUUUCUUUGAGAAUCUCUAAUCCCAGUUGCUUAAAUGUUGAAGCGUCCUGGGAGCAGAACAUGAUCAGUCAUUCAAAAGCAUCCGCCUUUUCUAAAUAUGAAAAUAAGAAGACGUUGCAACCUCUUUUCCCUGGAUUGAGUAGCAAUUCAGCUCCAUUGAAGGAAGGCUCUAGUGCCUCUACGUGGCAGUGCGACGCUUCAUUGACUGAGAGUCAGGAAAACGAAACAGCUCUGGUUAUGCGCCAACCAGGAAGUUGUGAAGUUGCAAUAUUAGGCACCCAAGUAAGCUUCAUUCCAGUCGACAGGGUAAGGUCUGUAAGUGACAUUCACAUAAAUGCUUCAGUUUCCAAUACACAAUCAGGUUCUCAACAAGUACAGAACCGUCGAUCACAGUCUCCACUUCCAACAAGUUCUUUGACUUAUUCAACUUCUGAAGUACAAAAUCUGGAUCAUGACAAACAACCAUUUAAUGAUAGUACAUUUCACUCUGAGGAUAAUGCGGAAGAAGAAGAAGAUAACAGAAAUUUAGUAACAGUUGAAAAGGCAAGAUAUGAUAAUGGAACUUGUGAAUCUAGUGAUUUGGCAAGUGGCGUGAAAAAUAAGCUCAGUAGCUCUCAUUGCGGAAGUAAUUCUGAUGAAGCUGUAGAAAGUUCCUUCCCAGUUGCAAGUCCAGAGAGAGCUCCUGUUUCUGAGAGUGUGAAUUACAAUGAUAGGACAAGAUCAGAGAAUCACAGCACCAGUCAAAGGGAAGCAGCACUGAUGAAGUUUCGUUUAAAACGGAAAGAUAGGUGCUAUGAAAAAAAGGUUCGAUACGAAAGCAGGAAAAGACUUGCAGAGCAACGACCACGAGUGAAAGGACAGUUUGUUCGUCAGCUGCAAAACGGAACUCAGCCUUUGUCGAAGGACAAAGAUGAAAUGCGAGUAGUCCAUCAAUGAGAAAAAUUAGGUUUUAGGCAAAUGUAGCAUAACCAUGAAGAUAGGUAUACAAGUUUGUAGUUUAUGAGUAUGUUGUAUGUGUAUGUAUUGUAAGCUUGGGAAUUAGGGGAUUGAUGAUAGUUGCAACUCAAGUUGUUUCAAUUUUUGUUUGGUUAUUGGUUUAUUAUAUGUACUUGACUUAGUAAAUGGAAUUUGUCUUGCAUUAACUUUGCAAGUGCUUGAGAAUUCAUUUGA